AUGCAGUAUCUUACCAUCUGGAAAUCUCGUUACAGGAUAUUCAAGAGGUCAAAGACGCGUGCAGCAUGUCUUACACGCAUUAGAGAUAUUGGGCUAGACAGUGCUAAAGCAUCUCUGGGCUGUAUUCUUAGCAACUGGAAAAAGAAAGAAAAGAAAAGAACAACUUGUUAUCUGGUUCUUCUACAGCAAUUCCUUGGGGAAAGAAGAGAAAUAGAGAGUCUCCUGAAAUCGGCAAUAUGGACCCUAUUGAAGCACCAAAAUUUAGCCAUCAGUGCUCUGGAGUUUCUUCCCAAAGAACUAUUCCCACAGCUCUUCCUGAGUGCCUUCCGUUUUGAAUGCACAGACACACUGAAGGCCAUUGUACAGGUGUGGCCCUUUCCUACUCUCCCACUAGGGACACUAACAGAUAAAUUCUGUCCCUGUAUGACGAGUUUAGAAGCAGUGUUGGAUGGAAUUGACCUGCUGCUUGCUCAGGAAGUUUGCCCCAGGAGGUGCAAACUAGAGAUAUUGGAUUUUUGUCAUUCUGGUGAUCAGUUCUGGAAUCAAUGGUGUGAUAUCCCUAUUCGAUGGGUCCGAGAUUUAAAGCCACCAUUGUCUGUGGGCAGCUGCAGAAAAGGACACACCUCAGUGCUCCUGGAGGUGGCCGUUGACCUGACAGUUAAUGAUGGUCCCCUCUGGGAAGUAGAGAGUCACGUACUUGACUGGGCAAAGGGCCGGAAGGACAUCCACCUGUGCUGUAGGAAGAUCACUUUUAUGGACACGCCCCUCUUUAUUAUCUGGCUGAAUGACAUCAAACUGACCUGUGUUCUAGAAGUAGAGGUCUAUUUAUGGUUGAGCUCCUUUAAUCCGGUAUUACUCACUCCGAUACUUGACAAGAUGAAAAAUCUGCGGAGGCUAAUUUUCACUACCCAGCCACCAAUUCGCAUGACCAUGGAGGAGCAGCAGCAGUUUAUGCCCCCGUUUUCAGAGCAGUUCCUCUUGCUGAACAGCCUCCGGGAGCUCUAUAUGGACUCGACCAUCUUCCUCAAAGAAAAUCUGGACAAGGUGCUUUGGUGCCUGAAGACCAAUUUGGAGACCUUGUUCAUCACUAACUGUACGCUUCUCAUACAAGACAUGACACAAAUGUCCCGGUGCCCAAACCUUAAUCAGCUGAAGAAGUUGAGUCUGCAUGGAACUUGCCUGAGACUUUUCAGUACCCCUCUACAAGUGCUGCUGGAGAACUGUGCAUCCACCCUACAGGACCUGGACUUAGGGGUGUGUGGGCUCCAGGAUUCCGAUAUGGAGGAAAUCCUGCCUGGGCUUAAACUCUGCUCCCAGCUCAGGGUCCUGAAACUCCAGGAGAACUGCUUGUCCAUGGCCACACUAGUCCAAGUGGUGUGUCACCUGGCAGAGUUGCCUCACUUAAUGCUGGAGAUAUAUCCAGCCCCUCUGGAGAGUUACAGUUCUCCAGGAAAACUCCACCAGAGGACCUUUGAUCUACUUUGUGCAGACAUGACGAAUGUUCUUAGAGAUUUAGGAAAGCCCAGGUCCAUCUUUCUCCAUAUCAAUUUCUGUCGUUGGUAUGGCCAGAGUAUGCUCCACAAAUGUGAGGCCACUUUUUCAUCUGUGUCAGAGUGA
This is a messenger RNA of Suncus etruscus (white-toothed pygmy shrew), 1617 nucleotides long. Its product is annotated as PRAME family member 27-like. Gene Ontology annotation, cellular component: cytoplasm. Gene Ontology annotation, biological process: negative regulation of cell differentiation; negative regulation of DNA-templated transcription; negative regulation of apoptotic process. Bases 1 to 1617 code for a protein of 538 amino acids. The transcript is spliced from 4 exons. NCBI's taxonomy places the organism in Eukaryota, Metazoa, Chordata, Mammalia, Eulipotyphla, Soricidae. The record is from RefSeq and is a predicted model, not a curated record.